Messenger RNA from Closterium sp. Yama58-4, 1047 nucleotides. Lineage: Eukaryota; Viridiplantae; Streptophyta; Zygnematophyceae; Desmidiales; Closteriaceae. The record is from the annotation of a GenBank genome assembly.
AUGGCGCACCUCGAGAAGGCAAGCGCGGCUGGGUUGAUGGCGCGCCUCGAGAAGGCAAGCGCGGCUGGGUUGAUGGCGCGCCUCGAGAAGGCAAGCGCGGCUGGGUUGAUGGCGCGCCUCGAGAAGGCAAGCGCGGCUGGGUUGAUGGCGAGCCUCGAGAAGGCAAGCGCGGCUGGGUUGAUGGCGCGCCUCGAGAAGGCAAGCGCGGCUGGGUUGAUGGCGCGCCUCGAGAAGGCAAGCGCGGCUGGGUUGAUGGCGCGCCUCGAGAAGGCAAGCGCGGCUGGGUUGAUGGCGCGCCUCGAGAAGGCAAGCGCGGCUGGGUUGAUGGCGCGCCUCGAGAAGGCAAGCGCGGCCGGGUUGAUGGCGCGCCUCGAGAAGGCAAGCGCGGCUGGGUUGAUGGCGCGCCUCGAGAAGGCAAGCGCGGCUGGGUUGAUGGCGCGCCUCGAGAAGGCAAGCGCGGCUGGGUUGAUGGCGCGCCUCGAGAAGGCAAGCGCGGCUGGGUUGAUGGCGCGCCUCGAGAAGGCAAGCGCGGCUGGGUUGAUGGCGCGCCUCAAGAAUGCAAUCGCGACUAGGUUGAACAUGAAUAACAUGCGCGUCUUUGACAUGGGUGGCGGCACCUAUGACGUGUCGAUCCUGAGCAUCCAUGAGGGGGUUAUCAAGGUGAAGGCGACAGUGGGAAACACGCAUUUGGGAGGGGAGGACUGUGACGACCGGCAGGUCAAGCACUUUGUGAAACCUCGCCCCUUCACGUCGCGUUCUGUCCCCCUUGCUCACCCCUUCCGUGCCCUUAAACCCUUCUUUCCUCCUCCCACAACCCCCGAGGAGUUUGAGCGCAAGCACAAGAAGGACAUGAACAACGACCCUGCUGCCAUGCGCCGCCUCAGGAUGGCGUGUGAGCGGGCCAAGUGUGCUCAAUCCUCGGUGCCGCAGGCGACAGUUGAGAUCGAUUCGCUGCACGAGAGCAUCGACUUCCACGGCACCAUCAUGCGGGCAUGCUUUGAGGAGCUGAACGAGGAUCUGUUCAACAAGGUGCGCCAAUGUGUGUAG